AUGCCAGCCGAGUCGCGUCCAGAUGCCAACUCGAGUCAGGGACGGAAGAGCCGCACAAAGAGCUUCUCAGGAUGCUGGACGUGUCGCGCCAAGCACGUCAAAUGCGACGAGGCAAGGCCGACGUGUAACCGUUGCCAGCGAUCCGGUAUCGAGUGCGAGGGAUAUGAAGUGAGGCUCUCGUGGACGUCGGUGAGGAACCCUUCGACGUUCCGUCCGAGGACCGCGUCGAAGCGGAAGGCGGCGCAGAGGGCCACCAACAGGCUGCUUCAGACGAGGCCGUUGGAUGUUGUUGAAGAGACAGAUUCUCCUCAAGAGUCUUCUGCUGCAGAUCCGGAAGAGACCGCACCACCCGAGGAACCAUUUUCCGGAGAAUCCGCAAGCCAGGAUCUACAACCAGAGUCUAUCUCGUCUCCUGAAUCAACUCAAUAUCCGCGGCCACAUGUCCAACAAGAACCCUUCAACGGUGGAUUGAACUCCCGUAUCUUUAACUCAUACGAACUAUUAGGCCAGGGCUUGGCUGCAAGAGUAUCGUAUGUUCCCCUCCAGCAGGAACACGACCAGCAUCAGCCUGUCCCAGGCCAACCUAGAAGCUGGGACCAGAGUUCCAGUACACAAGACAAUGUCAACACGUCAAGCGGUCUCACGCCUGCCAGCAUCGGCGGUAUCAGUACUGGCAAUCUGGUCAUUACGGGUGCUUCUCAACCUACAUCUCCUUCGCCAGUCCAGAGUCACGAACAGUAUCAACACGAGGGCCAUACAACACGUCAUCUAGACACUCUACAUAAUCCCGGCCUCGAGUGCGAGCUUUUGGAGCAUUGGACAUUGCGUCUCUGCGAUUCUCUGAAUCCUGUUCCUGGAAUUCACAAUCCUAUGCGAACCGCCAUGAUGCCUAUCGCCCUCGAAGGAUCCCGGACAGACUCGAAAAAGGCGACCGGCGCAACCGCCUUGUUUCAUCUCAUCUGCUCAGCGUCUGCAUUUCACUUGGCCCCGAAACGACCAACUCCCGAGUCUAGAAGAGCUCUUGAGAAUGUGGCACUGGAGCAUCACAACAUUGGCAUCACUCACUUAGCCCAGAACAUCCGCUCCGAUGAUCGAAACCAGUGUGUACCCCUCCUGGCAUCCGUCGUCAUGUGUAUCAUGAACGAAGCCAUCACGCUACCCACGCAGUUCUGGCGCCUUCACUUUCGUGGAGCCGUCGAGUGGGUGAACCACAUCGAGCCACAAGUCUGGCGGCAAAGCGAAGCAGCCUCGGCCGUGUACCAAAUGUUUAUAGGGAUGGCGACUCUUGUCCAGGCGCAGCUGCUGUUUGACGGCCACCAGACGUCCUUUUGGCAUUUUGCCUAUGAUCCAAGAUCUCAGCCCGAACCGUAUGCGCUCAACCUCGCCAUUGGCCUUCCCCAACCAAUACUCCAGGGGAUUCAUACCAUGAACACCAUCCAGAUGCGUAGGAAGUCAUUGAACGGACAGGCACCAUCUCGUCAGACUCUGGACCGCCUCGAGCUCGAGCUGUAUCUCUCGGUGCCCGCCAAGCCGGAUGCAUCAACCAGCAGGGAAUAUGGCGACUUGAUCUACCAUCACGGCUGCACAUUUUACUAUGCGGCCUUGCUCUACAUGAAACGUACUCUGAAGGAUACUCCCGUAGCUGACGUGCAGCCACUCAUCAAGCAGUCGCUGAACCAUCUCGAGGCGAUGCAGACGAGUACCACCGAACGCUUCUCGCCCAUGAUCUGGCCCGUGGCCAUCAUCGCAUUCGAGAUCCUCGAUGUCGGGAUGCAGCAUCGUAUGCUGAAAUGCCUCGACUUCUUCCUUGACAGAUCGGACCUGGCCAUCUGGGCGCAAAUCAGACAUCUGGUGAGGGAUCUGUGGGCGCUGCGCAAGGGUCCGUCGGUCAACCUCAAGUGGCACGAGACCCUACUCGGGUCCAUGAGUGACAGCUUCAUGCUGCUGUGA
This is a messenger RNA of Fusarium falciforme, 1950 nucleotides long. Its product is annotated as Zn(2)-C6 fungal-type domain-containing protein. The record is from RefSeq and is a predicted model, not a curated record. The transcript has a single exon. Gene Ontology annotation, biological process: positive regulation of transcription by RNA polymerase II. Gene Ontology annotation, cellular component: nucleus. Gene Ontology annotation, molecular function: transcription cis-regulatory region binding; zinc ion binding; DNA-binding transcription factor activity, RNA polymerase II-specific. NCBI's taxonomy places the organism in Eukaryota, Fungi, Ascomycota, Sordariomycetes, Hypocreales, Nectriaceae. Bases 1 to 1950 code for a protein of 649 amino acids.